AUGGCCUUCCUCGACGUUGCCAUGCGAGAACAACGCACACAAAGUCCUGUCUACGACUUUCGAGACGAAGAACGCACAUCUGCUUCCCAGUUUCCACCUGUACCACAUUUCUCUGACGAGGAUGUUCCUCCUGCACCCCUCGACCAUUCGAGUCCUCGUUAUGAGAUCGGCAUACGGAUAGAGCCUGUCGCGCUCGUUACGCAAGAAUGCAUCACGCUCACUUCAGCCAUGCGCAAGCACGCCCGUUGGGCUCAGAGCUCAGUCUCUGCAAUUCUGGGAGGCAGUGUCCAACCCACUUCUCUACAGGUCCCCGAACAGACCGUACCACGUCCCAAUAGCUCGAGAGGAAGUACGCCUAGGAUUGACCCGGUCGGCGGAAAGAGCACCAUAGGCCCAACUGUCUCAGAUGACGAGUCAACGCUUGCCAGCAGAUGGGGUCUCAGGACGAAGAAAGUGAAACCUGUUCAGGACAAUCCGCUGCUCUCAGCUUUUGCAAAGCUCAGACGGGAUCUAGCUAAUUGUCGCGAUGUCUCCAAGUUCGACGCUCCCGCUCUGCUGCAUCCUUUUCUUCAGGUCAUUCGCAGCUCCUCUACCAGUGCCACAAUCACUAGUCUGGCUGUAAUGUCCAUUACCAAGUUUCUCAACUACAAUCUGAUCACCAUUCACAGUCCGCGAAUAGCCCCUGCUAUGCAUUUGCUGAGUGCUGCCAUCACACACUGCCGUUUCGAAGCUAGUGAUACAGCAGCUGAUGAGGUUGUGCUGCUAAGAAUACUGCGUCUGAUGGAGCUGGCCAUAUCACGACCAGAGGGAUUACUUCUUGGUGACGAGAGUGUCUGUGAGAUGAUGAGCACCGGCCUAAGCAUGUGUUGUCAGACUCGAUUAUCCGAAGUCUUGAGGAGAAGUGCAGAAAUGGCAAUGGUAACCAUGUGCCAGAUUGUCUUUGGGCGGCUUGCUGAGCUGAAGAUCGAGGACCCGCCCGUACAGCCUUCUGGUCGAAGUCGCUCGAAUACGACAAGAUCAAUGGUACCACCGGUGGACGAGAUGAAAAUUCAGCCGCCUUUGAUGGGAAGUGUUAUGGGCAAUGGCCGGGAGCCGCGACCAAGCACUGACAACCGUGCAAGCUACGAAUCAAACCAGGAGAUUUCCGGUGGUGAGGGCCAAGCAUCAGCUGAGAAGGAUGCUCCUCGUCAAGCUCAAAUUGAAGAGGACGACGAGUCUACACCCUACGCUCUACCUAGCAUUCGGGAAUUGUUCAGAGUUCUGAUAGACUUGCUCGAUCCUCACAAUAGGCAGCAUACCAAUGCCAUGCGAAUAAUGGCUCUACGCAUUCUUGAUGUUGCCCUGGAGGUUGCUGGUCCCUUCAUUGCCGCACAGCCGACCCUGGCCGUUCUUGUUGAGGACGAUCUUUGUCGCCACCUUUUCCAACUUGUUCGCUCUGAGGAUAUGGUACUUCUGAACAGCUCUUUGAGAGUGGCCGGCACGCUCUUGACGACGUGUCGUAAAUUGCUCAAGCUCCAGCAAGAGCUCUAUCUAUCUUACCUCAUAGCGUGCCUGCACAUCAAAGUCGAAAUACCUUUGGAGCCGGGCAUCGACUCUGCACUGUAUGAAGGCGUGCCACAAGCACCAAAAUUAGUCAAACCGGCACCCUCGCAGCCGAGUAGUGGCCGCGCCACCCCAGUGCCUGUGAAAGACCGCCGACAAUUAGGUCUCGAAGGUGGGCAACGCCGACCAGAAGCUCGGGAGGCUAUGGUUGAAGCCAUUGGUACUCUAAUAAGGAUGCCAGUUUUCAUGGCAGAGUUGUUUGUUAAUUACGACUGUGACGUCGACAGGCAGGAUCUGUGCGAAGACAUGGUUGGCUUACUUGCUCGAAACGCCUUUCCUGAUGCCGCAACUUGGAGCACAACCAACGUUCCACCCUUGUGCUUAGAUUCUCUGCUCACAUUCAUCCAGUUCCUAACAGAUGGAAUAAGCCAAGCACAACCCGAAGAUGCAGCAGAGAGGAUAGCUCAAUUACGAAGACAAAGGCGACGUAAGAAGAUCAUUAAGAGUGGCUCGACCAAGUUCAACGACAACCCAAAAGGUGGCGUUGCAUUCCUGGUCAGUAAUGGAAUCAUAGACAAUCCCGAUGACCCUGUACAACUAGCAAAAUUUCUCAAAAGCACGACACAUCUAUCCAAAAAAGUUCUUGGAGAUUUCAUAACCAAAAAGACGAACGAGGAACUGCUGAAAGCGUUUAUUGGUUUGUUUGACUUUGAUGGAAAACGUAUAGACGAAGCACUACGAGAGCUUCUCACUUCCUUCCGACUACCUGGUGAAUCGGCACUUAUAGAACGUAUAGUGAACGUCUUUGUCGAGAAGUUCCUGAACAGCUCUAUUUCAGACAGCAUUGCCGAUCAGGAUGCUGGAUUUGUCCUGACUUACGCCAUAAUAAUGCUCAAUACUGAUCUGUAUAAUCCUAAUGUGAAGAAAUCGCAAAAAAGAAUGACGGUGGAGGAUUUUGCACGAAACCUUCGUGGCGUGAAUGCAGGCAAAGAUUUCGACCAGGACUAUCUGCAAGACAUUUAUGACGCCAUUAACCAGAACGAAAUUAUCCUUCCUGAGGAGCACGAUAACAAAAACGCCUUCGAUCAUGCUUGGAAGACAAUGCUGCUCAAUACCCAGAACGCUGGACAGCUUGAGUUGUGCAACACUAACGCUUUCGACGCCGAGAUGUUCAGCGCAACAUGGAAACCUAUUGUCGCUACGUUGUGUUACGUUUUCAUGUCUGCAACUGACGAUGCUGUGUACUCGCGAGUCGUCUCAGGUUUUGACCAAUGUGCUCAGCUUGCUGCGAAGUACGGCGCAACAGAAGCAUUUGAUAGGAUCAUCUACAGUCUGAGCCAGAUCAGCGGCCUUGCCACCGAGAUACCGCUGAGCACAUCACUAAAUACAGAAGUCCAAGUUGGCAAAAAGAAGGUAAUGGUCAGUGAAUUGGCUGUACGGCUGGGUCGCGAUUAUCGGGCGCAAUUGUCGACCAUAGUGCUGCUUCGAUCGUUGCAGGGCUUCGAGAUUGCGGUUGGCGAGACAUGGGUGUACGUCGUACGCAUUUUGCGGAAUCUCUUCGUGAAUGCGCUCAUUACAAUGCCUGUACAGUCCGACAACAAGCUUUCCGAUUUAGGUCCUAUACCAUUACAGCCUCCGGCUAAAGUGAUCGAUAAAGAUGGCAAGCUUGCCGAAACUGGAAUUUUCUCGACCUUCACAUCAUAUUUGUCUAGCUAUGCAGCAGAUGAACCGCCUGAACCAUCAGAAGAAGAGCUGGAGAACACACUCAGUAGUGUUGACUGUGUUGCAGCUUGCAGAGUCGAGGACUUAUUGACCAAUCUGCUUACUCUACCAAGUGAGCAACUCGAAAAGCUGGUUAAUGCCCUGCUUUCCGAGAUGCCUGAUGCCCCUUCACCUGUGGUUGUUGUCAAGCCUGAUGUUCGACCAGCUCCUGUCACGGCACGAGUCAAUGGUACUAGGACUGCCAAGCAUGGACCGGAUUACGACGCCGGAGCUGUGUUUCUCCUGGAAUUGGCAACACGGCUUGUCCUACGAGAUAAUGAUACCAUCGCGACUGCUGGCGAAGCACUAACUAAUGCUUUGCAAUCUGCUGUACGUAAUGCGUCCAAUAUCCAUCCACUAGCUGCAUCACGGAUUGUACAAUACCUGCUUGAACUUCUGCGGCAUAGCUUCGAGCACGACUUCAUGAGAGCCCCUGUAGUGCUUCAUGCCAUCUCCAGUUUUAAUGAUAUGCUACUUGAUCAGACAGCCACAGCUGUGGUGAAAGGGUUAACACUGUGUGUUGGACAGCCAGGUCCUUUGCGUGCCGACGCCAUCGCAUCUCCUGACUUCUGGUCUAUCCUCCAACGACUUCAUCAGCACAAGACAGAAGCAGAUAAUGUUCUCGCUAUACUGGAGAAGCUUACGGAAGAUUCAUCGCCUACUCAGUCAAGCUCGCCAACAUUCAGAGGCAUUACACCUGACUCGUAUACUCCUGCUCUUACACUUGCUACCUCCUUUGCCACAGCCGCCUCUAUGCCUGGCUCAAUCAUCGAACAACGUCGCGAUCUGGCUCAUAGACGUGGCCAGAAGCCCAGACCACCUAGACCCGAAGAUGCAGCGAUUGUUCAACGUGCGCUGAAGGCCAUUACUGUCUUGUAUGCACUGGGUGGCCUGGCACCGCAAUUGAUUAAGCAGAGCGCUUUGGAACGUGGUGAAGCGUGGAAAGAGUAUUGGGGCGCCAUAUUCAGAGGACUCGCGGGUGUUGACGGAAUCGCUAUGAGUGCCUGUCGUGAAGUCAGAAACCGUGGUGUUUCCGUACUGCUACGAAUAUUGCUCUCCGACGACCUAGUGCAGCCCGAAGAUCUAAACACCUCGGAACAGGUUGAAAGCGAUGAGGUCGAAGAUGAUGACAAGUCAAAAAGCACUACACAGCAAGUCAACAACGAAUGGACAGCAAUCUUCAGCGAAGUCCUCUUUCCACUUGUUGCUCGUCUGCUCAAACCCGAAGUUCACAAGGCCGACCCAGUCGGCAUGGGCGAAACACGAGUAGUAAUGGUCACAGUCCUCUGCAAAGCCUUCUUGAAAUACUUCGACCAACUAGCGAAAAUACCAAGCCGGACCAUUGAGUCAGCUCCUUCUACACAAGAUGGACCAGACACAACAGACGAGAAACCCUCGGCCCAACAGUCAAGAACAAAGCAGGAAUUCGUACUCGUCAGAGCAUGGGCAGGAACGCUAGAACUCCUAGACCGCCUCAUGAACGCCAGUGUCGGCACCAAGGAAGGCGAAGCACUCGAAGAAGCUGUCGCCGAAGGCGUGAAGAACGUCCUACUUGUCCUCGGCGAUGCGGGGCUGCUUGUGCGAGCUGGUGAUUCGAAUUUGAAAGUGCAUGAUGAUGAGGACGAGAUGCAGGCUCAACUGUGGAGGGAGACGAAGCACCGGGUCGAGGUCCUUUUGCCAGGGUUGAUGGAGGAGAUAUUUCCUGAACCGAAGGCGUCGUCGAUGCCCCUGCCCGCGUCUGCGCCUGUUCCUGAUGGAGCUGCUGGAGAUGAGAAAGGGACGAUGGCGUGA
This is a messenger RNA of Lithohypha guttulata, 5094 nucleotides long. RefSeq names its product GDP/GTP exchange factor for ARF (gene GEA2). Gene Ontology annotation, molecular function: guanyl-nucleotide exchange factor activity. The record is from RefSeq and is a predicted model, not a curated record. The transcript has a single exon. NCBI's taxonomy places the organism in Eukaryota, Fungi, Ascomycota, Eurotiomycetes, Chaetothyriales, Trichomeriaceae. Gene Ontology annotation, biological process: regulation of ARF protein signal transduction. The coding region runs from base 1 to 5094 and encodes 1697 amino acids.